UCUCAUUUAUAGUAUUCUGUAGGGUUUCGGAAGUACAUGUAUUUCGUUUGGUAGUCGUGUAUAACAGAAAGAGUUCAUAAAAAUCAUUGUGGAAACAAUGCCUUCCGCAGGGUUUUGGGGACUUGGUCGUUCUGCUUCGCUCACGGCAUUGCUCUCUGUAGUCAUAGGAUACUACUGGAUCCGAUCCAACAACAAUUCUGAAGACGUUGGACACACACACUUCACAGGACAAGACAUCGUGUAUCUCCUGCUCACCACCAUCGCUGUAACUCUUGCCGCCUGCUACGCCUGGCUCCGUAUCAACUACCCGAUCUGGUGGAGCGACUUGUUCUACUUCAUAAAGCUCGUCAAAUGGGAUUACUCCAUCAAGAACAAGAUGAGGUCGGGGGAGACUAUCCUCGAUGUCUUUGAUGACCACGUCUUCAAGCAACCCGAGCACCCUUGCAUCCUGUACGAGGAUGAGGUAUACACCUACGCCGAAGUCGACGGCUAUGCUAAUCAGGUGGCCCGCUGGGUGAUGGACACCGAUCCUAGUCUUCAGAAAGGAGAGGCCAUAUGUAUCUUGCUUCACAAUGGUCCGGUGUUUGCCUGGACGUGCAUGGGGCUGAUGAAGGCGGGAAUCGUAGCGAGUCUUCUGAACACCAAUCUUAAAUCAGCCGCCCUCCUGCAUUGCUUGCAGGUCAGCGAGGCUAAGAAAGUCAUCUUUGGGGCCGAACUAUGGCCCGUGAUCAAAGAAAUCCUCCCCGAGCUGAUCGGCCUGAACAUCGAAGCCUGGAUGAUCAAUGAUACCAAGAUGGCGGACCCCACUGUCCCAUCGGAUGUGGUUACCAUGGAUAUAUCGAAGCUCUCAGGUCAACCAUAUUCAAGAGAUGCUCACAAACUCACUGACAUGGCUAUCUUCAUCUUUACGUCGGGGACAACGGGAAUGCCGAAGCCAGUGAACGUGCUCCAUCGGAAAAUCAUCCGAGCGACCUACCUCCACUUCUUCUCCUACCUGACCCCCGAUGAUGUGUAUUACAUCGCUCUACCAAUGUACCACUCCGCCGCUCUGCUCCAGGGCACCUUCUCAAUAUGGUAUUACGGGUUCGAAUCUCUGUCAAUGUACCACUCUGCCGCUCUGCUACAGGGCACCUUCUCAAUAUGGUAUUACGGAGGAACCGUUGCCAUAGCAAAGAAGUUCUCUGCAUCACGUUUUUGGGAUGAUAUCAGAAAGUAUAGAGCUACGGGAUUCCAUUACAUCGGUGAGCUGUGUCGAUAUCUUCUCGCCCAGCCUAAGAAACCAGACGACGGGGUUUACCCGCGCAAGAUCCGGGUCUCUCAGGGCAACGGUUUGCGUCCGGAGAUUUGGCGGGAAUUUCAAGAGCGGUUUCAAGUUGGCAAGAUCUUCGAGAUCUAUGCAGCUACCGAGGGGAACUUCGGUUUCAUCAACAUCGACGGCAAAGUGGGCACCGUGGGCAGAUAUCCGUGGUUCAUGAAGAACGCCAUUGAUACUCUGGAGAUCGUCGACUAUGAUUACGCGAGUGGCGAACCCAAGCGAGGAGCUGAUGGAUUCUGUAUUCAGCUCCCAAAAGGUGAGACAGGUCUGGCGUUGACCAAGAUCAGCAAAGAUAAUCCAUACACCGGUUACAAAGGCUCCGAGGAAAAAACCCUGCAGAAGAUUGUGAGCAGUGUCAAGAGAGGUGGCGACAUGUACUUCAAUACUGGUGAUCUCCUUAGAUUAGAUGAAGAUGGCUAUGUGUAUUUCAAGGACCGCGUCGGCGAUACGUUCAGAUGGAAAGGAGAAAACGUCUCUACCAUGGAAGUAUCCCAGGCUCUAAGCAAAUUUCCCGCCAUCUUGGAAGCAAAUGUCUAUGGCGUGAAAAUUCCAGGUCAAGACGGUCGAGCGGACAUGGCAGCAGUGGUCAUCAGAGAAGGUCACCAAUUCGAUUGUGCAGAGCUCUUUAUUCACGUGACCUACUUUCUUCCGGGUUACGCCUGUCCGAAGUUUAUCCGCGUCGUGGACCAAAUGGACAUCACGGGCACCUUCAAACACAAGAAGACCAAGCUGGUCGAACAAGGAUUUGACAUCGGAGUCAUCGAAGACACGAUGUACGUCAUCGAUGUCAAACAAAAGACUUAUGCGCUGCUGACAGGCGAGCACGUGAAAAAGAUUCACGAAGGACUACUGAAAUUCUAGCUGUGCACUUAAACUAAGUGAAUAUAGGCCUAGUAAUAACAUUAUAUAAUAAUAAUAAAUAUAGUGGGUUCCUGUAUAGCGCCGCUCAUGUCUGUCAAACUCGACAAUCCUAACGCUCCACACUAUUGUUAUUAGGGACUUUAGAUUCUGCACGACGAGAACGUGGA
Messenger RNA from Strongylocentrotus purpuratus (purple sea urchin), 2343 nucleotides. Its product is annotated as very long-chain acyl-CoA synthetase. The coding region runs from base 98 to 2176 and encodes 692 amino acids. The record is from RefSeq and is a predicted model, not a curated record. The transcript has 10 exons. Gene Ontology annotation, molecular function: long-chain fatty acid transmembrane transporter activity; long-chain fatty acid-CoA ligase activity. Lineage: Eukaryota; Metazoa; Echinodermata; Echinoidea; Camarodonta; Strongylocentrotidae.